AUGCCCGCUCUAACCCCUGACGACCAUCGGGUCACGCACCACUCGGUCCCCAUCGACAACCACGUCUACCACUACAUCCAAUCGGUUCCGACAGAGCCACGAGGCACCAUCCUGCUGCUCCAUGGCUGGCCCGACACCGCCCUGACGUGGCGGCACCAGAUUCCCUUUUUGACGUCGCCACCGCUCAGCCUGCACGUGGUGGCCCCCGACAUGCUGGGCUACGGCCAGACCUCUGCACCCGCGGACCCCGCAGAGUACAGCCUGAAGAAGAUGGCGCUGCACAUGCAGGCCCUGGUGGAGCAUGUGGUCGAGCAGGGCCGAUCGCCAGGCGCGCCGCUGUUCCUGGCCGGCCACGACUGGGGCGCCGCGCUGGCCUGGCGCAUGGCUGCGCUGUGGACGCCCGAGCUCUUUGCCGCGGUCGCCUGCCUCAACGUGCCGUACCUGCCCCCCGACGCGGGCGAGUUUGUCGACAUGCAGGCCUACGUCGACGAGAUCCCGUCGCUGCGCUACCAGGUGCAGCUGAGCGGCGACGAGGCCGUGGCCAUCAUCGACGACGCCUCGGACCACCACGCCAACCUGCGCGGGUUCCUGAAUGGCAUCUACGACGGCCGCGGGCCCAACGGCGAGGAGUCGUUUACCGUGCACGAAGGGGUGCGGCAGCCGGAGAUUUUACGGCUUGUGGGGCCGGCCAAGCUCAUGGGGGAGGAGUGGGUGGAUUACUACGUUGCGCAGUUCGCGGCCAGGUCCUUUCGCGGGCCGACGAAUUGGUACAGGACUCGAAGGGUCAACUACGAGGAUGAAAAGGGCAUGCACGACGCCGUGGUUACCACCCCUGCCAUGGUGGUCAUGGGGGACAAGGACGAAGCAUUGCCGCCGGUGCUGGCGGACGGCAUGGAGAAAUGGGUUAAGUGUUUGAGAAGGGAGAUUGUAGAUGCUGGGCACUGGGCCCACUGGGAGGAGGCGGACAGGGUGAAUGGGUUGCUGGGGGGGUUUUUUGGGGGCAUUUUGGAUCCCUGA
Pyricularia oryzae 70-15 is the source of this 1017-nucleotide messenger RNA. Its product is annotated as epoxide hydrolase 2. The transcript has a single exon. The record is from RefSeq and is a predicted model, not a curated record. NCBI's taxonomy places the organism in Eukaryota, Fungi, Ascomycota, Sordariomycetes, Magnaporthales, Pyriculariaceae. Bases 1 to 1017 code for a protein of 338 amino acids. Gene Ontology annotation, molecular function: hydrolase activity.